Messenger RNA from Echinococcus granulosus, 1230 nucleotides. RefSeq lists its product as hypothetical. The transcript has 2 exons. The record is from RefSeq and is a predicted model, not a curated record. The coding region runs from base 1 to 1230 and encodes 409 amino acids. Lineage: Eukaryota; Metazoa; Platyhelminthes; Cestoda; Cyclophyllidea; Taeniidae.
AUGCGAGUUGCCAGCCCAAUAGAGUCGGGUCUUGUUUUGAUUUUUUUUGUAAAAUUCACGCGCAGUGACCUCUUGACGGAUAAAUCUCGUGUCCGAGGUAAUUGCACCAACUCACAAGUCGAAUCGUGCCUUCCAGGAAGAUGUAAAGUGGCUCCAAGAGAGUCCCCAGAGUUGUACACUUGUAUUUGUCCCCGCACCACCUACUUAACGCGAAGAUUCAACCCCCAAAAAGAAAGUCUUUUCCAAGUAGGCUGUGCUUCGUUACCCUACGAUCCGUGCAUGGUGUGUCAUGAGAGGAACACUGUAAGGUGUACCCAGGUAUCACCAACCGAGGCAUUGUGCCAAUGCUAUUCCGAGUACAGUACGGCCACCAAUUGCCACAAACAAAAGAAUCCCUGUUUAGAAGUUCCAUUAGGAGCCAGCCUCUCCGGCGCUGCAGCCUGCAAAACCGAUGAAGGUAAUUUGUGCAUCCCCGAGCUGGGUACAGAAAGGUAUACUUGUGUGUGUCUUCAUCCCUUUCAAUCAUCAAAAACCCAAACAUUCCCCAAUUGUCUUGGUGAACCUGAAAAGCUCUGUGAUCGUCAGCUUUGCGUGGGAUUUCGGCCAUUCAGACCCAAAGGUAUGACAAUCACCCCGCAACGAGUGAUCGUUACAAAAGAUCUUGAUUCGACUGAAAAUGAGCAUGCAAUUUGUGCUGGGAACGGAUCCUGUCGAUGUCCCAGCAAUUGGUAUGGUGAGCAUUGCACGCGUCGGAAGGGAAAACCUCGGGAAAACUCAUGGACCACGUGGUCUCCGUGUCACCCGGAUUGCUUGGAUACAAGCAUUCUUUCAGCGGUAAUGGGAGUCUCCGGUGUGGGAUACAAAAUUUCAAAGGCUAUCUGCACUAUUCAGGAGCCUCGUUUUUGCGAAGGAAAAUUUAGAACGUGGAUCCGGUGCAAGGUGACUUCACUAUGUAUCAAAGAGAACCAAAGAUUUCUCACCUUUCCACCCGACGUUGCACUGGCAGCCACUAAGGCACUCAAACCGUCUUCAAACAAGCACGCGUCGGCACAAACCGGUGUCCCUGCUUCAUUAUUUUGGAAUGAAAAACAAUGCUUAUUCACUGUGUUCAUCUCUGUCACCGUAUUGGGAUCUGUUCUAAGUGUAAUUUUUAUGGAAAUUAUAACCGCAAUCCGAAUGCCCAAAGAGGAAAUUCGAAGAAAAUCAAUUUCAAAUGUUGACCACCAAUGA